Molecule: messenger RNA, 825 nt
Organism: Aspergillus steynii IBT 23096
Lineage: Eukaryota; Fungi; Ascomycota; Eurotiomycetes; Eurotiales; Aspergillaceae
Product: tRNA (carboxymethyluridine(34)-5-O)-methyltransferase
Exons: 3
Coding region: 97-825 (242 amino acids)
Biological process (GO): tRNA wobble uridine modification
Cellular component (GO): nucleus; cytoplasm
Molecular function (GO): S-adenosylmethionine-dependent methyltransferase activity; tRNA binding
Source: RefSeq, a predicted model, not a curated record
CUGCUGUUUCCCCCCGCCAUUCCUCGCUGGCCCGUUGGUUUCAAGUAUAUAUAAUGCUUUUGCGGAAAGUGGCUUGAUUACAAGUAAACGGCAGCAAUGGCGUCCUCAGAAGCGGCCACCGAGCACCCCAAUGACGAAUAUGAAGAAAAGAAUGUCCAUGAGGUGUAUCAGCAAAUUGCGAACCAUUUCUCGGCCACUCGUUAUAAGCCAUGGCCAAUUGUGGAACGGUUCCUCAAAGAAUUGACUCCAGGUGCGGUCGGAUUGGACGUGGGAUGCGGCAAUGGCAAAUACCUGUCCGUGAACCAGGAUGUUUUUAUUGUGGCUUCCGAUCGGUCGGAAAAUCUCGCCCGAAUCGCUGUAAAACACCAGCCACAUUCAACAAUCGUCGCGGAUAUUCUGAAUUUGCCCCAUCCAGAUUCAUUUUUCGACUUUGCUCUAUCCAUCGCCGUCAUUCAUCAUUUGUCCACUCCUGACCGGAGAAUUCAAGCCAUACGCGAGAUUCUGCGCACGUUAAGGCCUGCCAUGCCGAAUGCGCCAGGUGGAAAGGCUCUACUCUAUGUCUGGGCACUAGAGCAGAAGACCAGUCGAAGGGGCUGGGAUAAAGGCGACCAAAAGGACGUGAUGGUUCCGUGGGUCAUGAAGCAAAAAGCUUCUCAAGGCCAUUCGGAUGAAGAACCGAAAGUUUUCCAUCGAUACUACCAUCUCUUCGAGGAAAUGGAGCUUGAGCGUGAUAUCGGAGCGGCGGGUGGUCUUGUCCUCGAAUCAGGUUAUGACAGGGAUAAUUGGUGGGCGAUCGCGACUCGGUCAGAUCAGGAAGCGUCAUAA